AUGCCGGUCCCCAGCCCAGACUCAUGUGAGCCACUGGUCCAGGCCUCGUCUCCACCUGUCCCCCUGACCCUCGUCUCCACCUGUCCACCUGUCCACCUCUCCACCUGGGCCUCGUUUCCACCUGUCCACCUGUCCACCUGUCCACCUGGGCCUCGUCUCCACCUGUCCACCUGUCCACCUGUCCACCUGGGCCUCGUCUCCACCUGUCCCCCUGACCCUCGUCUCCACCUGUCCACCUGUCCACCUGUCCACCUGGGCCUCGUUUCCACCUGUCCACCUGGGCCUCGUCUCCACCUGUCCACCUGUCCACCUGUCCACCUGGGCCUUGUCUCCACCUGUCCACCUGGGCCUCGUCUCUACCUGUCCACCUGUCCACCUCAUGGCAGCGUCUGGAGAAGAGAGUCUUCGUCAGAGAGGGAGCAGCAGGAAGUCUCCGUGGUGUCUCCAGUUGUCCAGGGUGAAGUGUCCCUGUUGUCCCAGGGGAUCCAGAGGCUGCAGGAGUCUUCCAGGUCUGUCCCUGUUGUCCCAGAAGAACCAGAGGCUGCAGGAGUCCUCCAGAGUCCAGGCUACGAUCCGUCCUCGGGCGUCCCCGGGUCCUUGGACUACCCCCCGUUCGGGGCCCUGGGGCCCUGCCCGUACGGGGACCCCGCCUACAGGAAGAACGCCACGUGGGACGCCACGGCCACGCUGAAGGCCUGGCUCACCGAGCACCGCAAGAACCCGUACCCCACCAAGGGGGAGAAGAUCCUGCUGGCCAUCGUGGCCCGGAUGACGCUCACGCAGGUCUCCACCUGGUUCGCCAACGCACGCCGCCGCCUCAAGAAGGACAACAAGAUGACCUGGACGCCCAGGACCCGCAGCGAGGACGAGGACGACGAAGACCACAUCGACCUGGAGACAAACCAGGACGGCGACGAGCCGAUCAAGUCCGGCAACGCCGGGCUGGAGACCGAGGGAGAAGACGCUCCUCCUCUUCCUGCCCCUGUGGGGACCGCCUGUGUGCUGGUGUACAGAGAGGACAGCGGUAGCAGCAGCGACACCGACCCAGACUACAAAGACUCGGGGGACCUGAGACUGCCGCUCCCCCCAGGCUCCACUACCCCCCCCACCGCACCCCCGGGGGCGGUCAGCGCGCCGGAGACGGAGCGCCCGCCGAUCACGCUGUCUAAAAAGCACGUCGACUCCUGCGGCGCCACCCUGGGACGGAACCCGGCUCCGAAACCUAAACUCUGGUCCCUGGCUGAAAUCGCCACUUCUUCGGAUAACAGUAAAGGAUCUAGUGACUCUUUGCAGAGUGGGGGGGCACCGACCCGGACCCCGUACCUGCACAGCCCCGCCCUGCCCCGACCCCUGUACUACACCCCCCCCUACGUCCCGGGGUACUCCAGCUACGGCGCCCUGGGGCCGCUGCACGGCGGCUCACACGGAUCACAGCAGGCGAUGCUGCAGAGAGACCGAAGACAGACGCACGAGCUCCACAAAGGCAGGACGAACUUUUGAAGACUCUAGUCCCCGGGACCCGGGUAGACCCUCGAUCAAUAGAGACUCGGUCGACUUUAACACGGGCAGGCGUCAACACUUCAGGCUCUUACUGCUCAAUUACUGCAUCGGUUACACUUCAGACUUAGACUCUCUUUAUUAACCCUUUAGACCUGGAGACUUAUACACUUAGACUUGGUCUUAGAGACUUAGACUUAGAGACCUAGACUUGCUACCGUACAAGCUACCGUAUCUCGGUUGUAGAUGUGGAUCACGCCCCCCUUUAAUCGUGUAGUUUCCAGUGAGGAAUCCUUCUUGUGGAUUCUCUAGCGCUCCGUUACAGUCGGUCUCCGCCUGCAGAGACUCGGACAGGAAGUGUUGGCGCCUGCAGAGACUCAGACAGGAAGUGUUGGCGCCUGCAGAGACUCGGACAGGAAGUGUUGGCGCCUGCAGAGACUCGGACAGGAAGUGUUGGCGCCUGCAGAGACUCGGACAGGAAGUGUUGGCGCCUGCAGAGACUCAGACAGGAAGUGUUGGCGCUGCAGAGACUCGUGAUGUUGACACGUGCAGCGGGUGUAUUCUAGCCCCAAACCCCGGGACCUGUGAGGUGUCCUCUGAAACGUCCCAGUGGACAGGGAGGACCACCUCCUGCAGGGGCCUGGACUCCAGGGACUCACAUGUUCCAUCUGAGAUGUUUUGUAUGUAAAGAUGUAACCUUGGUAGCGCGUUGUGCACAUGAAGCAUCAUUAAAGGAGAUUUAU
Etheostoma cragini (Arkansas darter) is the source of this 2240-nucleotide messenger RNA. RefSeq names its product iroquois-class homeodomain protein IRX-5-like. The coding region runs from base 1 to 1500 and encodes 499 amino acids. Gene Ontology annotation, cellular component: nucleus. The transcript is spliced from 5 exons. The record is from RefSeq and is a predicted model, not a curated record. Lineage: Eukaryota; Metazoa; Chordata; Actinopteri; Perciformes; Percidae. Gene Ontology annotation, molecular function: RNA polymerase II cis-regulatory region sequence-specific DNA binding; DNA-binding transcription factor activity, RNA polymerase II-specific. Gene Ontology annotation, biological process: cell development; neuron differentiation; regulation of transcription by RNA polymerase II.